CGCAGGCGGAGGCGGGGCAGCGGUCGGUUGCUAAGACUUGUGAGGCGCAGUCCUCGCGUGCGGCUCUUCAGUCGGAGCCCUGCCGAGGAUGGACCCCGCCCCGGGCCUCGCGGAGCAGCGUGGGGACGAGGAGGCCGCGAGCCCCCAGCCAGCGCCUGCGCCGUGGCAAGCCCUCCCGGUCCUGUCCGAGCAGCAGUCCCAGGACGUGGAGCUGGUGCUGGCCUACGCCGCGCCCGUCCUCGACAAGCGUCAGACCUCGCGCCUCCUCAAGGAGGUGUCGGCCGUGCACCCGCUGCCCGCCCAGCCUCACCUCAAGAGGGUGCGGCCCAGCCGCGAUGCCAGCCGCCCGCACGCACUGGAGAUGCUGCUGUGCCUGGCGGGGCCGGCCCCGGGUGAUAGAUCGCUGGCCGAGCUCCUCCCGCGGCCGGCCGUGGACCCUCGCGGCCUGGGGCAGCCCUUCCUGGUGCCCGUGCCCGCCCGGCCGCCCCUGACCAGAGGCCAGUUCGAGGAGGCGCGCGCCCACUGGCCCACGUCCUUCCACGAGGACAGGCAGGUGGCCCGUGCCCUGGCCGGACGGCUCUUCUCGGUGCAGGAGCAGGCGGCGAUGCAGGGCCACAUGGAGCGGGCCGUGUGGGCGGCGCAGCAGGCGGCCGCCAGGGGCCUGAGGGCCGUGGGGGCGGUGGUGGUGGACCCGUCCUCGGGCCGCGUGCUGGCCACGGGCCAUGACUGCAGCAGCGCGGCCAGCCCCCUGCUGCAUGCCACCAUGGUGUGCAUCGACCUGGUGGCGCGGGGCCAGGGGCGCGGCGCCUAUGACCUCCGCCCCUACCCUGCCUGCUCCUUCGCCCCGGCCGCCGUCGUCCCCCAGGGCGUCCGCGUGGGCUCUGUGCGCAAGCUGGAGGAGGACGGGGACGCGCACGGGGACGGCCUGCCCUACGUGUGCACCGGCUACGAUCUCUACGUCACCCGCGAGCCCUGUGCCAUGUGCGCCAUGGCCCUGGUACACUCCCGCGUGCAGCGCGUCUUCUACGGGGCGCCGUCGCCCGACGGUGCCCUGGGCACCCGCUUCCGCAUCCACGCCCGGCCGGACCUCAACCACCGCUUCCAGGUGUUCCGUGGUGUUCUGGAGGCCCAGUGCCGCCGGCUGCACCCCUUCGUGUAGGCGGCCGUGCCCGCUGGACCCUGGACCCCGGGCCGGGCUCUCCCCUGGCAUCUCAGCCUCCGGCAGACUCCACCGGCGGGCCCCUGCGUCCGUCCUCGUCCCGGCUGUGAUCCUGCCGGUCAGUUGGAGGGACGUUCACGUCUCCCAGCCCGGAGCCAGACCCUGUGCUGUCUGCACCGGUGUGUGGGGACGCAUCUGCGCCCAACUGAGCUCUUCCCUGGGCUUGAGCUUAGCGGGGGUCCGGCCCGGGCCGGGGAGCCGGGCACUCGGACUUCCUUCCUCCAGCUGCCCUUUGCCCCCAGCCCGAGGGUCCACUGGGACGGUGUCCCCCGUGUGUCAGGUGUCACGGAGCGGCUCCACAUGUGAAAAUAAACACCCCCAAACCAGGUCGGUGUCUGUUGACGGAGGCAUGGGGCCGUGGUGGCCGAGGGUACCUGGGUCGGAGUGACCGCUUCCUCCAGGGUGUGGGGUUUGUACAGCGGAAGGGGAGCUUCUGAGCCAAGUGGGGCAAGAGCGUGGCCCUGGGAGCGGGGCCUCUGCCUGCGUGCUACGUCUGGAAGGGCGUGGCCGGCCAGCGUGUGUUUACGCUAGGGUGUAGCCUGCCGGCCUGGACUCACCCCACCGAAAGGCUCCUUCCGGUCAGCCCGGCUCCUGACCUUCACAGUUGGCCAGAGGGGCUGAGCCGGGGGUCUGCCGCAGAGCAGGUAGUGCUAGGAGCGACGUGCGUCCCUUCAGCAGCCGUGCGUGAUUGGAUCACCGGGCCAGCUGGGGGCCCCGGGUGGUCUUCGCUGUUGAGCCCUCCCGGCCCGUCCUAGCCCCUGGGGCCGGGGCAGGGGGUCUGCCCUCGAGCUAGUGCAGUGGAUGGGCGGUGCGGGCGGGAGGGUCUCGGGGGCGUGGACCCUGGAAACUCCGCGUCACGUCACUGGAACCUUCUCGCCUGGGCUGUGCGUGAGAAAGACGUCUGUGGGUUCCCGUCCCCCUGCCCGCCUCCAGGUGCGGUUCCCUUGCCCACGCCGGGCUCACCUGUGCCGUGAGGCCCCGGUGGGUGCCGGGCAAGGCCGCGUUGUGGCUCAUUUCCUGGAGAUGGCGGUGCCCACCCGCAGAGCCCUCGGGGACCGGCGCGUUCUCUUCGGGUGUGUGUGUUAGUGGCAGCCUGGUACGUGGGGCCGCCGUGUGACACCGGCUCAUGUGGCUGCACGUAGAAGGGCCGCUGGGGUGCCACGUGCUUGGCUCGGGUCGUGACGCGAUCCUCAGCUCUGCGAGGCUUGCAGGGGCGACAACCGCAGGCCAGAGAGGUCGUGUGACUGAUUGCGUGUCACGUAGCAGUGAGCGCGAACCCAGUUCUCAGUGUCUCACAAGUUGGGCUUUGUGGCCCCGAGGAGGUGCUCAGAGCCAGUCGUGAAUAAAGAGAAAGCCUGGGGGGUG
Messenger RNA from Panthera uncia (snow leopard), 2584 nucleotides. RefSeq names its product adenosine deaminase tRNA specific 3 (gene ADAT3). NCBI's taxonomy places the organism in Eukaryota, Metazoa, Chordata, Mammalia, Carnivora, Felidae. The transcript is spliced from 2 exons. Gene Ontology annotation, cellular component: cytoplasm; nucleus. The record is from RefSeq and is a predicted model, not a curated record. Gene Ontology annotation, molecular function: tRNA-specific adenosine-34 deaminase activity. The coding region runs from base 89 to 1159 and encodes 356 amino acids.